UCCAUCACCCUCUGCCAGAGUAUUGAAGUAUUUAUCCUUGAAAUAAGUUCAUGUGACAUAUACGGUAUAAAAACAACCAACUGUAAAAAAGAGCUGAAUGUGACACCACAGUUGAAUGAAUAAAAAGCCUUACCCAUCAAGCAUUCUUUUCAUAUAGAGUUGAGAGAAUGGGAGUUAUGAGAAUCCUCUGCUUACUGAUAUUUGCCUUGAGCUUCUUCAUCCAUGUUUCAGCUAUUAAGCAUGAGAAGAAGCUUCAAUCUGCAAUGGUUGUUGGAACUGUUUACUGCGACGCAUGCUUUCAUCAGGAGUUCUCAAAGACAAGCCACUUCAUCUCAGGUGCUUCGGUUGCGGUAGAAUGCGGAGAAGCAGGACUUAAACCCGUUUUCCGGAAGGAAGUGAAGACGAACGAACAAGGAGAAUUCAAAGUCCAUCUACCUUUUGCAGUUGGAAAACAUGUAAAGAUGAUAAGGAGAUGUUUGGUGAAGUUGGUCAGCAGCAGCGAGCCUUCCUGUGCAGUGGCUUCCAUAGCUACUUCAUCUUCGCUCAGUCUUCUCAAGUCAAGAAAGAAAGGAAUUCAUGUUUUCUCGGCUGGUUUAUUCACCUUCAAGCCUAUGAAACUACCAGAAUUCUGCUACCAACAGCCUAGUUCUACACCCAUGUCGAAAUUCUCACCUUUGGAUGAUGAAAGAACAAGCCGCCCAGAGUUCUUUUCUUUCUUUCCACCCAUCAUACCAUCACCGCCACCUUUUGGAAUUCCGUUGCCACCUAAUCCAUUGCAGCCGCCACCACUUCUGCCUCCACUCCCAUUUGUGCCCCCACCACCGCCAUUCAUUAAUAUUCCUCCACUACCAUUUUUAACUCCACCACCACCACCACCAUUGUUUCCUCCACUUCCACCCUUUCCCCCACUUCCACCCUUUCCUCCACUUGCACCGUUUCCUCCACUUCCAUCCUUUACUCAUCCUCCUCCACCUCCGCCACCGCCACCACCAUUCCUCCCAUUCCCACCUCUACCCCCCAUUUUCCCUGGUAUUCCCCCAGCUUCUCCUUCAAAGAAAGCCUUUCCUUGAUCAAAUUGCAUAGUUUUUUUUUGGCUAAUUAUUGCAUAAGAAUAACUAUUACUAGUAGUGUAUGGAGUUUUCUAAACCCAUAUGCACCUUAUUUCUCUGGGAUAUCAAUGUAAUAAAGGUCGUAAUGCUACAGAAAUCAUUACAUAGGGCAUAGGGGGG
Molecule: messenger RNA, 1229 nt
Organism: Magnolia sinica
Lineage: Eukaryota; Viridiplantae; Streptophyta; Magnoliopsida; Magnoliales; Magnoliaceae
Product: proline-rich protein 4-like
Exons: 2
Coding region: 168-1070 (300 amino acids)
Source: RefSeq, a predicted model, not a curated record